Ipomoea triloba (trilobed morning glory) is the source of this 3559-nucleotide messenger RNA. Its product is annotated as inter-alpha-trypsin inhibitor heavy chain H3. The record is from RefSeq and is a predicted model, not a curated record. Lineage: Eukaryota; Viridiplantae; Streptophyta; Magnoliopsida; Solanales; Convolvulaceae. The transcript has 14 exons. The coding region runs from base 121 to 2382 and encodes 753 amino acids.
CAAGAAGAACAACAACAAGAAAACAGUCCAUUUGCACCACAUUGUUCAAAAAAAAAAAAAAACAAGAAAACAGUUGAAAGAAUAAUAAAAAUUUCCCCUUUCUUUCAUCUUUGUUAAUCCAUGGCGGAAGAGUUCGCGAGAGCAGUGGAGGACGGCCUCCGGCUGUCGAGGCGAGUAUACUUAGGGAAAGACCGGGCGGUGGCGCCGCCUAGGCCCAUGUCCGCUAUGGAGAAGGCUACUCACUCCUAUCUUCCCACGGCUCCAAUGCUAUACGCCGUGAUCGAGAAUCCGGCCAUCGUCGAUAACCCGGACAUUCCUAGCUACCAGCCUCACGUGCACGGCAGAUGCGAUCCUCCCGCUCUGAUUCCGCUCCAGAUGAACUCCUCUUCUCUCGACGCCGAUUGUUAUCUCGACACCGCCUUCCUCACCUUCACUGGAUCGUGGCGCGUGCACUGCGUCAAGGGGAGCAAGUUCUGCGAUUGCCGUAUCGCGAUUCCGAUGGGCGAACAGGGUUCAAUUCAAAGUGUCGAGGUUGAGGUACCCAGGGGACUUUACCGUACUCAACUGGUUGCGAUUGAUGACAAAACAGAAUCCGAAAAGGCCACACAAGUAGAGGACGGAAGCUAUUUGAAGCCUCAUAUCUUUACAGUCAAAAUACCUCAGAUUGACGGGGGAACCAAUCUAUUAGUCACUAUCAGCUGGUCUCAGAAGUUAUCCUAUUAUGACGGGGAAUUCAGCCUGAAGAUUCCAUUCAGUUUCCCGGAAUAUGUCACUCCUGCUGCCAAGAAAAUCUCGAAAAGAGAAAAGAUAAAAUUGAAUGUUAAUUGUGGUUUAGGGACACAAGUUUUGUGCAGAACAACUAGUCAUCCUCUAAAGGAACUAAGACGACAAGCUGGGAGGUUGGGCUACUUGUAUGAAGCAGAUGUUAUCAAUUGGUCCAGUAAUGACUUUGUUUUUACUUACUCGAUUUCAUCAAGCCAAACCUUUGGUGGUGUGCUUUUACAAUCUCCAUCAGCUCUUGACAUUGACCAAAGAGAAAUGUUCUGCUGCUAUCUUUUUCCUGGAAUUGAGCAGCGUAAAAUGGUGUUCAGGAAGGAAGUGGUAUUUGUUGUUGACAUAAGUGGGAGCAUGAGAGGACAGCCUCUUGAGGAUACCAAAAGUGCACUCUUUGCUGCACUAUCGAAGCUUGACUCUCAAGAUGCAUUUAGUAUAAUAGCAUUUAAUGAUCAAACUUAUCGGUUUUCAUCAUCCCUUGAAUUGGCAACAAAGGAAGCCAUUGAAAAUGCAACUCAGUGGAUUCACAUGAAUUUUGUUGCUGGUGGUGGUACAAAUAUUUUGAAUCCACUAAAUCAGGCCCUUGAGAUGUUUUCUAAUACAACAAGCAAAGCAAUUCCUCUUAUUUUCCUUAUCACUGAUGGGGCUGCUGAAGAUGAAAGACACAUCUGUGAUGUCCUCAAGAGUCAUCAAACAAAAAAUAGGACAAUUAGCCCUCGAGUUUGCACAUUUGGCAUUGGGCGGUUCUGUAACCAUUAUUUCCUCCGCAUGCUUGCAAUGUUGGGUCGUGGCUUUUAUGAUGCAGCUUAUGAUGUUGAUUCAAUUGAAGCUCGAAUGCAAAACCUAUUUGCCACCGCAUCAUCCAUCAUUCUUGCAAACAUUUGCAUCGACUUUGAAACUCUUCACGUUGAGGACUUUGAGGUAUAUCCAUAUCAAAUCCCAGACCUUUCAUCAGGAAGCCCACUGGUUCUAUCAGGCAGAUACAACGGAUUAUUUCCCAAGAACCUUGAAGCUAGAGGUAUCCUUGCAGACUUGAGCAAUUUCUCUGUAGACCUGAAGGUGCAAGAAACUAAGGACAUACCUCUUGAUAAGGUACUGCCAAAGCAUCAAAUUGAUAUCCUCACAGCCCAGGCAUGGCUUACUGAAAAUAAGAAGCUUGAGGAGAAGAUAGCAAAAAUGAGUGUACAAAAUGCUGUUGCUUCUGAGUAUACUCGCAUGACAGUUAUAGGGACCGAGAGAACAAAAGGAACCAUAGACUCAACCAAGACAAAGAAGGUUCAUGAUCCACAAAAUCUGGAAGAACCUAAACAGCAAAAGAUUAUAGUACUCCAAAAUCUUGGACUGGGUUUCGGCAACCUUACUGCCACGGCUGAAAACACCCGUCCUGGUUCAGUCGAAUCAAAACCCGAUGCAGCAGAAUUGUUUGUGAAGGCAGCAUCUAGCUGUUGCAGCAUGCUCUGUGAGAAACUCUGCUGCAUGUGCUGCAUUCAGACAUGUUCCAAGAUGAAUGACCAGUGUUCAAUUCUCAUGACCCAGUUGCUUGGCUCACUAGCUUGUUUAGGUUGUUUUAGUUGCUGUGAACUAUGCUGUUCCGGAGAUGAGGGAUAAGGACAGUAUAAUACAUAUGAGAUGUAAGAUUAUUGUAUCAUAGAACCUGGAAAUUUUGUUAAUAGUUUAAUGAAAAAUGUCUUUUGUCAGCUUGACUCCCUUCUCUUGUUAGGCGCUUUUCUGUCCCCUCGAGCUUUACUUUUCAUCAGAAGACACUGAUAUUUGGUGGAAUUUUUCUUGGAUCUUUGUCAUGCCCUUCUCCACUGGUCCAAUUGCCUGGUUAAUUGUCAACACAACAUCCUCAACCACCUGUGACAGAUGUUUCAAUAGAAUGUAAGCCAAAUGUUUUGGAGAAAGAAGACUGUUUUGUUUCUUUUCUUCAAUGUUUGUAUAAUGGAUGCUGAGGCUGGAAGAAGAAGGAUCUUACUUGUUGACCACCUCCAACAACAAUGUCCUGAACACUUUUUUUCACACUAGUCCCUGGCGCCUCGACCUCGGUUUCUGUUUUCUCAACAACAGCUGCCUUUUUCUUAUCUUCAACAUCUACUGACGUUUUUGUUUUUGUUUUUGUUUUUUGAGUUGUGAUCUUCCCAUACGCAGGCGAUGGCAAGAGACGAUAAGGCUUGGCUGAGAAAACAAAGAGGUGAGCAAUGGCAGCAAUGGCCAUCUGUGGAAACAAUGAAAAGGAGUCAUAUAAUCAUCUCAAAGCAACAUGAAUGCCACUUAUACUUCACAAGAAACAGAGAGACUGGAUACCACCUCUAUGCAUAUCAGAAAGUCCUGCAACUUAGUCUGGAAUUUUCCUUCCCUGGAUAGCACACCACAAUAGCACGCUAAGGCAAUGCCCACAUCUUGCCACCACGUUGCAAAAACGAUAGCUUUGAAGCUAAUAAACUUGGCGAGCGGUUUGAUUGCCCGAAGUCUCUGAUGAGUUACAUUAUAAAACUGCACCAGACAGUACAGAGCCCACAUCUGGCUGAAGAACAGAACUGCUGCAAUAUAGGGGUACCUGAGAGAAUUGAAAUACAUUCAGAUCAAAGUUAACUUUGUAGCUAAAACUAUAAAGCAGAAAAUGGUGCAUACUAGCAUACCCGUAGUACCACUUAAACUCGCCAUCCCCAUAUACGCCUAAUAGCUCCAGUACCAGUGUUAAGAGUGCACAAAGAGUCUUCAAAAUCAUCUAAAGAAAGAAAUUAGUGAGCAUCAUAUCCUAGCUAGUAGCAUCCAACAAAGGGAA